GCCGCGGGCCAAGUAUCUAGGCUUUGCAUUCGGGCCCGGGCGCGCAGAACACAGUUGGGACGCAGCCCUGGACAGAGCGGUCGCGAGGGCGCGGCUGUGGGCUCGCGUGGCCCUAGGAUUGCAGCGCGCACCGUUGGUGUACAGGGUGCACGUGGCCUCCGCGCUGAGCUUCCUGCGGCAGCCGGAGCCCUCGCUGGUUCGCUGGGCUUCCGUGGAGACGCAGAUGCUUCGCAUCUCUUCGUGCCUGGGCCCUGCCGCUGGCCGUCGACCUGCACACGCACUGCGGAGGGACUUCGGCUUCCUGCGAAACACCGCGGACGUACGCGACGUGUCGUUGGCCGAGAAGCCAGGGCUGCGCGCGUGGAAGCACGGGGUCAAAGAGGACUCCGCCAUCGCGAAUGGCUUCGACGUCCAGCAGCGGCCGAGCGCGCGCCUGACCGCAUUCUCCGCCCAGCCCGGUGGUCCGGCUGGCCUUCGGCGGGAGGGCGGCGCCAUCUCCGCAGUGCUUGAACGCGCAGCUGGCGCCGCUGUGCGCCCUUGGACGCGGGUGCAGGCGUUGGAGAUGCUGGCCCCGCCGAGCGUGGCAGCCGCAAUCUUUCGCCCGCUGUGGUCAGGCUGGUGCACAGCUCGCCGUUUCGACGCUCGCUCGGCUUGCUUCGUCUGCGGCCAGGAGAUCGGGGGCUCCGUGGGUUACGCGUCCGUCUGCCCGACGCUUGCGCGCGCGGGUGCUAAAUUUUUGCGACUCCCGUGCCGCCGUGAGAAAAGGCAGCGUCGCGUAUCUUUCUCGCUGCUCGACAGGGCGUCCGAGCUGACCGAUGAACGUCUUCAGCUGGGCGCCCCCCACGUGGCGGCGGCGUGGCAUCACCCAUCGGCCUUGCGGGGCGAAGACGCGGCGCGGCGGGCAGUGGAGCAAGCUGCAAAAGAGCUGGCGCAAGGACACAGCGCAGCCAUGUCGAUGAUGGAUGCCCACUGGAGCUCCAGACGGGCGACCGCGGGCAUUUCAGAGCAGCGAUGUGGAGCUGCGUAG
Messenger RNA from Prorocentrum cordatum, 1027 nucleotides. The record is from the annotation of a GenBank genome assembly. NCBI's taxonomy places the organism in Eukaryota, Dinophyceae, Prorocentrales, Prorocentraceae.